Trichomonas vaginalis G3 is the source of this 795-nucleotide messenger RNA. Its product is annotated as hydrolase activity, acting on ester bonds. NCBI's taxonomy places the organism in Eukaryota, Parabasalia, Trichomonadida, Trichomonadidae. The coding region runs from base 1 to 795 and encodes 264 amino acids. Gene Ontology annotation, molecular function: hydrolase activity, acting on ester bonds. The record is from RefSeq and is a predicted model, not a curated record. The transcript has a single exon.
AUGGCUCAGCAUCUUUAUGUUGACUGUCACUGCCAUUUGGACAGUAUAUGGGAAAAAUUAGGCAAGAAUUUAGAUGAUUCAUUCGAUGAGUGGACAGCUUCAUGGCCAGAAGGCUUUGAUGGCUGUCUUUGUGCAUUCAGUGAAGAUUUUGAAAAAACAAUGAAGUUUGUUGGUCGUAAUCAUCCAAAAAUCUUCGGAGCUCUCGGCCAGCAUCCUCAUGGAGCUUCCAAUUACAAUGAAGAAUACGAAGCAAAAUUAAUUGAAUUAUUAAAGCAUCCACAAGUUCGCGCUUUAGGUGAAAUUGGCUUAGAUUACCAUUAUACAUUAUCACCAGUUGACGUUCAGAAGCGUGUCUUUGAGCGUCAGUGUACUCUUGCUGUCGAAAGACAACUCCCGAUUACAAUUCAUACUCGUGAGGCAGAGGAUGAUACAUGGGAUAUCAUUAAGCGCUGCCUUCCGAAAGAUCAGAGAUUUCAUAUUCAUUGUUACACUGAUUCUUGGCAAUGGGCUGAAAAAGUCUUAAAAGAAUUCCCUAACGCUUACUUUGGCUUCACGGGAUGCCUUACAUUCAAGAAAUCUAAGGAAGUCCAAGAUGUUUGCUCUAAAGUUCCAUUAGAUAGAAUGCUUUCGGAAACUGAUGGUCCUUACAUGGCCCCAGAACCAUUCCGCGGAAAAGCUUCAAUGCCAGGCUAUAUUCCACAGAUAAUCAAGAAAAUGGCUCAACUCCAUAACGUUUCUGAAGAUGUUGCAUACACAACACUUAGAGAAAACGCUAGAAAGAUGUAUAACUUUUAA